AUGGUGUCACUACAAAAUAACAGCAACAGCAGCAGCUCGAUCAGAAUAAGAAUAUCUACUAUGAUAUACCUACUAGUGGCGAACUUUCUCAAUGCCAUCAAUGCGUUUCUAUACUCGACAGCGUCGCUGCUUAUCCAGCUGUACUAUUUGCGACUCGCCAACUCCAUUACUCGAUGCCCUAGAGUCUUUAUAUUAGUCCCAAUGUCCAUUGCCUUUAUAAUAUCAUAUCCAACCAUUUAUACACUCUACACAACCCCUAAUCUAAUCUCACUAUCAUCGAUAGAGAAUUUCAAAAGUAUUAAAGUCAUCAAUGAGUUCAACAGCUCGACCCCUGCGACUUACUUGAACCUGUCAUCACUAUUAUCAUCAUCAUUAAACAAUAACACAUCCUCUUUGAUGAUAAAACAGAUAUGGUUGCUGUACAAUAUGGGGGACUCAAAUAUUGAAGUGUCGUCUUUUGAUGCGGGAGAAACCUACCAGUAUAAUGCUCUCGAUAAGCAAUUCCUAUUGCAAGCAUUAGAUUUCCAAAACCAAUUAUUAAAAAACAUUGAUUUAUAUAAUCCAGGAAGAAACAAUAAUAUUAACAAUAAUCACGAAAGAGUUUUUGAAAAUGAAGAUAUUUUGCACAGUUCACAUUCCACCAGCUUCUUGUACUCUCCAUUAAAUUUCUGGAAUAAUUGCCACGAGACUUUGCAAAAUGACCCGAAUCAUUUGAAAACAAUUCAAUUAACUCUACGAAAGAAAGCAGGUUCCUCAAACACAAUACCAACAAACCCAAUGGGGCUUCUAGGUGGAGUAGGUAAAGUCAAUGGGCUUGUUUAUUCUGCAGAAGCCUUAAGAAUCUCUCUCGUUUACACAAUAAACUCAAAUUCUAAACAUAAACAAAGUCCUGGUGAUAUUUGGGAUGACAAUUUGAAAAAAAUCCUACUGGAGAAGGAUUCAAAACUUUUGGUACUUAGUAGGGAUCCAGAAUAUAAAACUUACACGGAAUUUGUCUAUCAAAUAUCGAAAAUGUCAUUCAUCGACAAAUUGAUCCUCUUCAUAUCUAAUUUACUCAUCAUCAUUUAUUUCUCAAUAUCAAUGCUAAAUGUACAUGGAGUCAAAUCAAAAGUUGGGCUUUUAUUGGCGUUUGUGGUGGAAAUGAUUCUUUCAAGUUUAUCGUCGGUUACAAUAACCUUUUAUUUCUUCAAUGAUUUGGAUUUAUUGCAAAUACCGGUGCAAAUACUAUCGUUCAUCGUGGUGGUGGUUGGCAUUGAAAAUAUGUUCAGAUUAAUUUCCACAAUAUCAAACUUGAAGGACUCUAUUUUCGUUCCGACAAAAUUUUCUUCUUUGGUGUCAAAAAGCCAUAUCACAUCGUCAAUUAUAGUGGCGGUGGACUUGUUGAUUUUGAUAUUUAUCACUCCAUUUGUUUCUGAUUCUGCUAGACAAUUUUGCGUUUUUGCUUCUAUUGCCUUGAUAAUUGAUCAUCUUCUUCACCUAACAUUUUUCACUGCUGUUUUAAGCGUGGAUAUUAGAAGACUUGAAUUGGAAGAUUUGUUGGAAAAAUCAAGAGAUGAUGCAUUAUCAAUGCAGGGAAACAACGGUCUUGCAACUAGCAAAUUUCUAAUGAAAUCAAAAUUUAAAUUCACUUCUUUCCUAUCAUCAGCUUUCCCGUCAUCGUCGACCCAAAGAAGUGCCUCGGCUUCAGUAAGGCAUGUUCUUGCCCAAUUCUUAUUGAAGAUAAAAUUGCCAUUUUCAACGAGUAUCACUAGCUCAAUCAUUAUGGUGAUGUGUAUUGUUAUCAUCACAAUUAGAUGGAUAACUGAAGGCAUCACUUUUAAUCUAGUGCAUUUGAUAGGGCUCGGGAUUUCCAGUAACAACAACAAUAUUAUUGGUGCAAAUAACCUUUCUACCAGCGAUUCCAUCAUUUCGUUCCUCAAAGAUUUUCCUAUCACCACCUCGACAUCAUCCAUUGAAGAACAAAAUGUCGAUAUUUACAAACAACAAAUUGACAAACUUCAGAAAAGAUUGAACAGCGAUCCUAAAUUCCCUCGCAGUUUAUUUAUGAAUGAAAAAGUAUUGGGAAUGUCCAUUAGCAAUUUGCUCGGCAGUUAUGAAGAUACCAUUUUCCAGCGAUUUUUGAAAGGAUCUUUGGAUAACAUGGAACUCAAGAUUUUUGUCGAAGAACCAUCUUAUGCCGGGCAAAAGAGUAAGUUUGGAGAUUUACAAACCCUUUCCGACUUUUCAUUGAGUGAUUAUGUUGAUAAUAUUCCUGCUGCUACUUACAAAUUCAAUAUUUAUUAUCUUUUGGAAUUUUUGGCGUCGUUGGCGUUCAUGUUGGCGGUUUCCGCCAUUAUAAUCAAGUACUGCUUGAGAGCAGACUCUCUUGCUAUUCUGUCUUAUGAUGAUGGCAUGGGGGAAUUGCAACGGUUAAAUGAAUCUUCUGAAGAAGAAACCAAAUUCCAAUCAAAAGAAUUGUUCGGUGGCCAUGCAUUGGAUAUUGUCAAAAUUAGUAGUAAUAAAGCCAGUCCAUUUGUGGUAUCGAUCGGGAUGGAUCAUCGAGUCCUUGUUUGGUCUCCUGCCGUUAAUCCAAUUCCUCAACCAACGAAUCUUCCAGUGCUGAGACAAAUCUGGCCAAUCACACAUGCCACAUUAUCAAUGCACGGGAAUUUGAUUGCGAUUUUCUCUAGAAGGGGAUCAGUUAAAAUUUGGUCAAGAUUGACGAUGUCAUGGAUUUGUUCUGUGGAUCUUCCAGAUUUGAAGAAUCGGGUGCCAUUGGAAUCUUUUUUCAGAAAAAAGACAGUGUUGGGAACUAUGAUGAGACGGAAACAACAACAGCAACAGCAACAACAACAACAAUCACAAAAACUUCACUCACAAUCUCAACAUCCGGUGCAUAAGUCUCCAGAAAAAUCACAAAAGGAGGCGGUAAUUCAAAACCUUGGGGUGCAAAUUCCGCCAAUCCAACAACAACAACAACUACAAUUAUCACAGCCACUGACCCCGGUUAAACAUUCAGUAUCAAGAAAAAGUUCGAUCUCAUCAUUAAGAUCCAAUACCAAUAAAUUGCAAGCCACCAAUAACAAUUCAUACCAGUCACCACCGGUCAAUGUCCGAGAAACACAUACCGAAUCCGACUUUGAAUUGACAAUUGUUUUGAAAAAUGGGAAGAUGUUCACCAUUAAUUGUGCCGAUGGGACGUUUUUGGAAACCGUGGUUGUCAAAGAAGAACUUGUUACCGCCAAACUUGUGGUGUCCCCUAGAGUCAAUGAUCGGUUAGUAUUUGGUAGCAAAAGUGGUAAAAUUGUUGUGGCGACUGUGGUGAACAAUAAAUGGAGGAUCAGAACCUUGUUUAUCCAAGAAGAGCGUUACAAUAGAGGUAAAGGAUUGAUGACUCCUUUAGCGAUGCAAAGAACCACUAUGAGGAUGAUGAGCGGCCAUCGCGGUGGUCAACUUUCUCGUCAAUCAUCAAUGGGAUCCAUGACCAAUGUGGUGGUUCCUCCUCAGGUACCUCCAGAAGAUUUUGAAGAGUCAAGUAUUGUUACCGUGGCGUUUGUCGGGAUGAUUGUAAGAACUCAUGGGUUGACUGCCGAGUUGAUUGAUGUACAAACUGGAACGUUAGUGAAAAGAUUCCACGUUGGGCAAUUCAAAAAAGACUCAUUCCACGUAUUCCACGAACAACCUACCCAUUGUCGUUUUUGUGGAUGUGCUUCUGUGUCGUCAUUAUCGAUUGUCUACACCGAAUUGGACACCAAUGUGUUGAUAAUGCACACAUUUAGCAAUGCUAACCGUGCCAAGAACAGUAUUUGUCUUCGUGUGGAGCGUGACCCGAGAGAAACUAGAUGUCUUGGAUUUGACUCUGUGGUGGAACAUCAACACUGGUUGGAGAAUGUCGAAUGCUGGGAACUCACUGAAUUGAAUAUGGUUCAAGGAAUUAGGAAAAAAUCCGAUUGCGAAGUGUUGAAUGGGAAAUUCGAUGAAGGAGAUUUCAGCCGGUACAAUUUGACGAACAUGCGGUCAGGCAAACGUUUCACUUCACCAAAAAGAAAACCAUGCAAUGUUGCUCCGACGCAUAUUGCCGAUAUGUGGGAAGGGUUUACCAUGAAUGCCAAUGGGAAAGUAUCGUACUAUGAUAUUCCUAAUGGUGAAAAUGAGGGAUUGUUGGUGAAGAAGAUCAGUUCGAUUGCGAGAUUUGGUCAUAAAUCGAUUGUUGUGCCAUUCGGCAAUAUCAUGAAGGUGUUGUACAUGGGGAACGACGAGUUGAUUUUACAGAAUCUUGAUGAAGAUGGGAAUUCGAACCAAAAGAUCUCCGGGUUGAGUUUUGUCAAUAAGCGCCGGUUGAGAAAGACCGAGUUGAUGAGCUCGACGAAUUUUGGAGAAUUACCAAGAAUGUUGCAGACCCAGAGGGUGGUGAACGAUCCAACGAACAUUGUGGAGUUUUGA
This is a messenger RNA of Saccharomycopsis crataegensis, 4422 nucleotides long. RefSeq lists its product as uncharacterized. Bases 1 to 4422 code for a protein of 1473 amino acids. Gene Ontology annotation, cellular component: SREBP-SCAP complex; endoplasmic reticulum membrane; Golgi membrane. Lineage: Eukaryota; Fungi; Ascomycota; Saccharomycetes; Ascoideales; Saccharomycopsidaceae. The transcript has a single exon. Gene Ontology annotation, biological process: SREBP signaling pathway; regulation of cholesterol biosynthetic process. Gene Ontology annotation, molecular function: sterol binding; protein binding. The record is from RefSeq and is a predicted model, not a curated record.